CACGCUGAUUUCACACUUUGGCUCAUCAUAUAUUCAUAUGUACAUCCCAUAAAAAAAGAGAGAGAUUUUCCUACUAAAGCUAUAUAUAUAGGGAUCACUCACAUUCACAUCAUUUUCUUCUGUGAGAGAGAGAAAGAGAGAGAGAGAGUUUCUUAACUAAAAUCUAUAUAUAUAUAUACAGGGAUCACUCACAUUCAAUAUCAUUUUAUGAGAGAGGGAGAGAGAGAGAGACAGAAGGUUAAUUUUAGGAGGAAUUGAAAAGCGUAGGGUAUUUUAUUUAACGUGGGAAAAAUGAAGUUCUGCAAGAAAUACGAGGAAUACAUGAAGGCGCAGGAAAAGAAGAAAUUGCCACGGGUUGGUUUCAAGAAACUCAAGAAAAUCUUGAAAAGAUGCAGAAAACAGCCUCAUUUGGAUGGAGCUUUCCUUGCUGAUCACAACAAUCAUAGCGAUGCCGCCUCUCACACUUGCCCACAGCAUUGCUCAGUUUGUGAUGGGACAUUCUUCCCUUCACUUCUUGAGGAAAUGUCUGCAGUAGUGGGGUUCUUCAACGCAAGAGCCCAGAGAUUGCUGCAGAUACACUUAUCAUCUGGUUUGAGCAAGUGUGUGAUCUGGUUGAAAGGUAAGGUCAAGGGGAAUCACACUGCGCUCACUCAAGAAGGCCGCGACUUGGUCACCUACGCCAUCAUCAAUGCCAUUGCAAUGCGCAAAAUACUCAAGAAAUAUGACAAGGUUCACUACUCUAAGCAAGGCCAAGCCUUCAAGUCACAAGCUCAAAGUAAGCACAUUGAGAUCCUUCAGUCCCCAUGGCUCUGUGAGCUCAUGGCUUUCCAUAUAAAUCUCAGAGCAUCGCGUCCCAAUUCAAGAAACUCCACUGCACUCUUUGAGGGAUGCUCUCUCAAGCUAAAUGAUGGGAAGCCGUCUCUCUAUUGUGAGCUCUUUGACUCGGUAAAGCUUGACAUCGACUUGACCUGUUCCAUAUGCUUGGAGACGUUGUUUGACCCCAUCUCUCUUGCCUGUGGUCACAUGUUCUGUUACUUGUGCGCAUGCAAAGCUGCUUCAGUGAGCGUCGUGGAUGGCCUCAAGGCAGCAAGCCGCGAUCAGAAAUGUGCAAUAUGUCGAGAGGAUGGAGUAUAUGAAGCUAAAGUGCGUUUGGAAGAACUGCAUAUUCUAUUGAGCCGAAGUUGCCCAGAAUAUUGGGCAGAAAGGCGUAAAUCCGAAAAAAGAGAAAGGGUGAAGCAAACCAAGGAGCACUGGGAGUCCCAGUGCCGCCUGUUCACGGGCAUCUGAGCUCAGGGCCAUCGCUAGCUAGAGCAUCGUGGAGAAGUUCUUUUUAGACAUCUAUUUUUGGUUGUUUAUGAGAUCUUGUCUGAAAAUGCAUAUGCAUAUAUAAAGCAAUCUAGUCAAGAAACAUGUUUGUAUUGAAAAACUUCGGUAGUUGUAUUGUUCAUUCAAAUUAAUGCAUUUCCCGAAGUGAAAUAAAUACAUCAUAUGAUUUUUUAACA
Messenger RNA from Salvia miltiorrhiza (redroot sage), 1502 nucleotides. RefSeq names its product E3 ubiquitin-protein ligase NLA-like. The coding region runs from base 292 to 1287 and encodes 331 amino acids. The record is from RefSeq and is a predicted model, not a curated record. Lineage: Eukaryota; Viridiplantae; Streptophyta; Magnoliopsida; Lamiales; Lamiaceae. The transcript is spliced from 5 exons.